AUGUCAUCCAAAAGGCCGUUUGAAGAUUUUCAUCAAGACCAAGCCCACUCGCUUCCCGUGGCAUCGCAAAGCGCUAUAGCGACUCCUGUGGCUGAAAUGAAUAGAUCGCAGGAGCAGAUUUACAAGAAACUCAAGAGACCGAAUGGAACGGAAGAACCAUCCGAGUUUGAAAAGGAGUUGGUAGAUAUGACGCAAGCAGCACAAAGUACUGGUACUGACGAAGACCAAAGCUGGUCAAGACCUCAGCUUCCAACUGAUUUUGACCCCAACAAGGAAGACGUGUCUUUUCAACAAUUGGAUGGCGAGGAAUUUAACGAAAAUGAUUCAACAUAUGCUAGGUUCUUUGGGAUCACCCAAGAAGGAUACUCUGUGCUAUGCAGCGUGACUGGCUUCAUUCAUUACUUUUACUCUCCAGUUCCCAAAGGUUUUGUUAAGGACCAGCAUUUGAUGCAAUUUACGAGCUAUUUGAAAGCAAACUAUGAUGGGGUGGUUAACGUGCAGAUUCAAAUGAAGGAAUCGAUAUGGGGUUACAAUAAUAACAUCAAGACACCUUUUUUCAAAAUUUACGUCAACAACAAUAGAAAUAUUACCAGAUUGAGAGGUGCUUUUGAAAAGGCAGAAAUACGGUUUGAGGAUUUGUUCCCCAUUCAGCAGAGUGUGACAUACGACAACAUCAAUUACCUUUUGAGGUUGAUGAUCGAUUGUAGUAUUACGGGAAUGUCAUGGAUCACCUUACCUAAGGGCAAAUACAAGAUAAAAAGCAACAAAAUUUCCACCUGCCAAAUUGAAUGUUCGAUUGAUUACAAAGAUUUGAUAGCUCAUCAGUCUGAAAAGGAAUGGUUGAAAAUGGCACCGUUGCGUAUUUUGUCUUUUGACAUUGAGUGUGCAGGGAGGAAAGGGAUAUUCCCAGAAGCAGAGCAUGAUCCAGUUAUUCAGAUUGCCAAUGUAGUUCUGAAGUUGGGUGACUCGAAACCAUUUGUCAGAAAUGUCUUCACCGUGAACACAUGUGCAUCCAUUAUUGGGUCACAAAUUUAUGAACAUGAAAAGGAAGAGGAAAUGCUACUUCACUGGAAAGAAUUUGUCAAUGAAGUAGACCCUGAUGUUAUUAUUGGAUACAAUACAGCCAAUUUUGAUAUUCCGUAUUUGUUGGAUAGAGCAAGAGCUUUAAAGGUUCAUCAAUUCCCGUACUUUGGAAGGUUGAAAAGCGUUAAACAAGAGAUCAAAGAAGCGAUUUUCAGUUCAAGGGCUUAUGGUACUAGAGAAAACAAAGUGGUAAACAUUGAUGGUCGUAUGCAAUUGGAUCUACUUCAAUUUAUUCAAAGAGAAUACAAAUUGAGAUCGUACACGCUCAACUCUGUAUCGGCACACUUUUUGGGUGAACAGAAGGAAGAUGUUCAGCACUCGAUUAUUACUGACUUGCAAAAUGGAAAUAAAGAGACGAGAAGACGUUUAGCCGUUUACUGUCUCAAGGAUGCGUAUUUACCUCUUCGAUUGUUGGAUAAGUUGAUGUGUUUGGUCAACUAUACAGAAAUGGCAAGAGUAACUGGAGUCCCCUUUUCGUACUUGCUUUCAAGGGGACAACAAAUCAAGGUGGUGUCGCAAUUAUUUCGAAAGUGUUUGCAAGAAGAUAUUGUUAUCCCAAAUAUGAAAAGUGAGGGUUCGAGCGAAGAGUUUGAAGGGGCAACGGUUAUCGAACCAGAAAGAGGCUAUUACGACGUCCCUAUUGCCACUUUAGAUUUCAGUUCCUUGUACCCUUCAAUCAUGAUGGCCCAUAAUUUAUGUUACACGACCUUGCUUAACAGAAACUCGAUCAAGGCAUUUGAUUUGAAAGAGGAGGAUUAUACCAAAACACCAAAUGGGGACUAUUUUGUGCAUGCUGAUAAAAAAAAGGGAAUUUUGCCUACAAUUUUGAAUGAAUUGUUGACAGCAAGAAAAAAGGCAAAAACUGAUUUGAAAAAUGAAAAGGAUCCCUUCAAGAAGGAUGUUCUUAAUGGUAGACAACUUGCGUUGAAAAUAUCGGCAAAUUCGGUUUAUGGGUUUACAGGGGCUACUGUUGGUAAAUUGCCCUGUCUUGCAAUUUCAUCUUCAGUGACAGCAUUUGGUCGAGAAAUGAUUGAAAAGACAAAGAAUGAGGUGCAAGAGCGCUAUUCCAAAAAGAAUGGAUACCCAUAUGAUGCUCAUGUUAUUUAUGGUGAUACUGAUUCUGUGAUGGUGAAGUUUGGGUAUCAAGAUUUAAAAACUUGCAUGAAGCUAGGUGAGGAAGCUGCAAAUUAUGUUUCAACUAAAUUUCAAAAUCCCAUAAAGUUGGAAUUUGAAAAGGUCUACUUUCCAUACUUAUUGAUCAACAAAAAGAGAUACGCCGGAUUGUAUUGGACAAGACCCGACAAGUUUGAUAAGAUGGACACAAAGGGUAUUGAAACGGUUCGAAGAGAUAAUUGUCGUUUAGUUCAAAAUGUGAUUACCAAAGUUUUGGAAUUCAUUUUGGAGGAAAGGAACGUGGAUAAGGCGCAGAGAUUUGUCAAACAAACAAUUGCUGAUUUGUUGCAGAAUCGGGUAGAUCUUUCGCAAUUGGUCAUAACGAAAGCUUAUUCCAAACAUGACUAUUCAGCAAAACAAGCACACGUGGAAUUAGCUGAAAGAAUGAGAAAAAGAGAUCCCGGGUCUGCUCCAACCUUGGGUGACAGAGUUGCUUAUGUGAUAAUCAAGACUGGGGGUGACAAAAAUUACGAGAAAUCUGAGGAUCCCUUGUAUGUUUUGGAAAACUCGUUGCCUAUUGAUGUAAAGUAUUAUUUAGAGCAACAAAUGACCAAGCCAUUGGAAAGGAUUUUUAUUCCAAUUUUGGGUGAGUCUAAAACGAAGGAAUUAUUAGCUGGUGCACAUACAAGAACAAUAAAGAUGUCGGCUCCAAAGACUGGUGGUCUCAUGAGAUUUGCAAAAAAGUCUGAGGUGUGUGUUAAUUGUAAAACACCUUUAAAGUCGGGAAACCAUGGUGCAUUAUGUCACCAUUGUAUUGAGGAAGGAAAGGGUCCUGGUUUAUACACAAAUGCUCUUUCCCAAAUGAACUACUUGGAAAAUAAAUUUUCACGAUUGUGGACGGAGUGCCAGAGAUGUCAAGGUUCGCUACACCAGGAAGUUCUAUGUUCAAAUAAAGAUUGCCCUAUAUUCUAUAUGAGAAAGAAAGUUCAAAAAGAUGUUCAUCAACAAGCAUUGGAGCUCGUCAAAUGGAACGAAACAAACUGGUAA
Lodderomyces parapsilosis is the source of this 3243-nucleotide messenger RNA. It is a transcript of the gene POL3, whose product is annotated as DNA-directed DNA polymerase delta. Gene Ontology annotation, biological process: DNA replication proofreading; DNA-templated DNA replication; base-excision repair, gap-filling. The transcript has a single exon. The record is from RefSeq and is a predicted model, not a curated record. The coding region runs from base 1 to 3243 and encodes 1080 amino acids. Gene Ontology annotation, molecular function: 3'-5'-DNA exonuclease activity; nucleotide binding; DNA-directed DNA polymerase activity. Gene Ontology annotation, cellular component: delta DNA polymerase complex. NCBI's taxonomy places the organism in Eukaryota, Fungi, Ascomycota, Pichiomycetes, Serinales, Debaryomycetaceae.